Molecule: messenger RNA, 8019 nt
Organism: Trichoplusia ni (cabbage looper)
Lineage: Eukaryota; Metazoa; Arthropoda; Insecta; Lepidoptera; Noctuidae
Gene: PsGEF
Exons: 25
Coding region: 283-8004 (2573 amino acids)
Biological process (GO): signal transduction
Cellular component (GO): nucleus; plasma membrane
Molecular function (GO): protein binding; guanyl-nucleotide exchange factor activity
Source: RefSeq, a predicted model, not a curated record
UUUGAACUCCAUUUAUUCGAACGCGAGCUUUGCGCGCGAACGCACGGCUGCGCGAGAGCUUUUUCCAUUUAUAAAUUUUUCGGCGGUUUUAUUCGAAAAUGGAAUCGUUUAUGAAAUGUGUUUUUAAUUUUAAUAUGUUUUAUAUUCUCAACUGACAGUAAAGUGUUGUCUAAGGAGUUUCUAGUGUUUUGUGAAAUGACAGUUGGUAUUUUUUUGUCGGCGGACCAUCUUAUUGUGCAAUAGGGAUUACUUUUUUGUACCGGAGCUAAGGAUACGGUCAAAAUGCUGAAGUGGGCAGUUUACGGUAAAAAGAACCAAGAUCAGGUCAACGAUCUAGAAAGUGAAGACUGCGAGCAUUAUACCAACAACGGAUACAACAACAACAAAAUAAGAAGGUCUUUAGAUGCUCAAACAGUCAAAAGGAGCAAGAAACCCAGCAGAUAUCAGCGAAGGUCCCUAGGAUCAGGCGCAGUUAGAAAAAAUAUAAGAGCUAUUGAUAAAGAAAACGUAAACUAUAUAGGAAAUACACCAAACUAUUAUAGAGAGGGUUUUAUUAAAAAACCGGAAGGCCUAGCCUUGAAAGAUGUUAGUAAUAUCACGCCUAAUACCACUCCAGUCAAGAAGAUUGAAAGGAGAAAAUACUACCUAAACGUUUCUAAAGAUGACAUUCCUCCUGACUUGCCCCCAACACCACCAACUUAUAGUCGACGAGUAAGAGAGGCGAAGAAGAGGAAAUUAGAAAUGGCCAGUGCCAACGAAGUCUUUCGAAGAGACAGCUGCGUGUAUAAAACUGAGAGAAGAAUUAAACCCAUAGAUAGAACCUCGUUUAGUCCAAGACUAAGUCACAGUACAUCUGAACCAUCCUUAAAUGAACUUUCAGACAGAUUGAGUGCUUCAACUGCUAGUAGCAGAAGCUCUUUUGCUCUAGGUAAAAUAAAUAUCCCAGUUUGUACUACAAAGACAACAACUGAAGGUCUGGUGGAAAUUGAAUACGAUGAGGAUCUUGUCAUUAAUUGCGUAGAAAAACCUGUUGUUCCUAAACCCACUGUGGAGAAAACAACAUUACCCAUUUUCGGACAUCAUAUUUUUAUGGAUAAUCCACUAUAUUUUAACAAUAAUGAUAUAGGCCUUAGUAACAUUAGACCUUUGAAAAGGACGAGGAAGAAAUCUAAUGAAUUCGAAAGCUCGUUUAAGUCACCUUCUGUAGAUAAGAAGGAUGUUCAUUCAUUAAUAAGGGAUGGGUGUUCACCUGUAUCCAUCACUCCACUGUCUACAAAACUAGCUGCCCUGAGAUUUAGUACAAUGAGUACGCAUACCAAAUCUCAGAGGGUUAUGUUCAGUAAUGACGUCACCGACUAUUUUCCCAAAGUAGAGAAUCCUUUUACUAUCCCUCUUAGGGACGAAGAAUCGUCUACUGAAAUGGAAAAUAAAUUUAUCUUAGGAAAAGACUCUACAAGUAAUGAUACUGAAUCUACUGUAUCCACAACACAAAUGGGGGAUAUCACAUUAGAGAAAAUGAUUGAAGAUAUUAUAAAGAGUACUAAAAUCAUUAAAUCCAAACGUAGAAUUUUGAACAAAGUUCCAGAUGUGCAAAUUCCAGAAGAAAUUCCACCGCUUGAGACAGUUAAAGAUUUAUUUGUAAAUCCUCAGGCAGAGAACAAAGCCAAUCUAAUUAAAGAAGCGAAAUAUGUGAAUUUGUCGAGAGAAAACUCACUAUCGCCAAGAAACACACCUACUAAGAAGAUGCCAGUACAUAGGGUAAAUGAAAAGUUACUAAAAAACCUUCCAAUAGGAUGUUUCAUCUUAGACGACGGUGAUGGCUAUAACGAAAGGGAGGUAAGAACCCCUGAUAUUGACGUAGACAUAAAACGUAAAGGUGCAAAGAAACGCCUUAAUGCGCUCAAUAGGUCUCAAUCUAUGAAAGUUUUUAGUGAAAAAGGAAACUUAGAAACUACAUCUUCUGAGUCAACACCCGACUUAUAUUCAGCAGCUGACGAGCGGGCAAGCCUAAGAUUGAAACGUCAAAGAUGUAUCCGAAGGAAAAAAUCCACAGUGAGCAAUGAAAGCCAAUGGAAGGGUAAAGACCUUAAAACAUCCAUUCUCACUCUUGAAAUAGGAAUCCCAAGUCCAGCUACUGAACUUCCAAACACCUCAUUAUGUGAGCCUUUGAGUCCUCCAUUGUCUAAUCCAAUUGUGACUGAUGACUAUCAGAACAUUUCUAUGAAGUCGAAUGUGUCACAUAGCAGUUUGAUGCCUUACGACAACUCUCACAACAAGAGAUCGAGAGAGCUGUUUGGACUAACGUUAGAACACGGCAUCCCAAGUCCUAUAACACCAGUGCCUAACCUAAAAAGACCUGGAAAGGUGUUGAGUGAAGAAAGAGCUCACAAAACUAGUAAAGUAGACGAAGAUUUCCUCUUAACAGAUGGUUUUACUCCCGUCAUUGAGCAUAAAUCUAUAAGACGAUGCUUGACUUAUUCUCCUGAAGAAAACAGCAUUAGUAGUAGCGAGGAGAAAAGAAGAAGUGUUGCAAGCAAUCGUCUAGAGCGUAGUAGCGAAAGAUUCCAAGCUCUAAAAGGAACGAUAGAUUUAGAAAUUAUAACACGAAAUGACGUCAUAGACGUGCACGUUAUAAGAUGCCGAGAUCUUCAGCGGUCUACAGGGAAAACGGAUGAUAUCAAUGCUUAUGCGAAGGUUGUGAUCAGUGGCAUACCAGAAAGUCAGUGCCUUCCAUCCCAAAGGUCGAUCUUCCAAAGAACUUCUGUGCUGUACGGCAAGCGAGAGCCGGAGUUCCAGAGGCACCUCAAGCUGCCGCUGCCGACAGCUAUCUACGACAACCAGAUGCUGCACAUUUCCGUAUGGCACAGGGAUAAGAAAUACCGGCGGAGCGAGUUUCUAGGAUGUGUCUCGUUCCCACUAAAAGAUGCUAUUAACUGCGACAUAUCGGGCACGUACUUCCUGCAACAAGGCUCUGGACGCGGCCAGAACGCGGCGCAGGCGGCCAAUGAGAAAGUCGCUAAAGAGGACCGCGUGACUGAAGGGGAUACACGCAAGAUGGCUACUGAUAACAUUGAGACUAGCACCAACGAUGGCACCAAGGAGAACCAUAAUGAUAAAGGUGUGUCAGCAAACGGUCCAUCAUCGACGACAGCGAGCCAGGCUCAAGCGGUGGCGGCGGCUCUCCAGCGCGAGGCUGACGAGCACCUGUUCCUCCGGUACCUGGAGCUGGACCCGCCCGAAGACCCCAACGCACCGCGGCGAGCGCAGAGGAAUGGACGGACACCAUUCACUACGACUAGGAAAUUGGUCCGUGGCACUGGCGGUGGAUUCGGCUUCACAGUGGUAUGGACACGUCCCCCUAGGGUUGAGAGAGUGGCGGCUGGGGGCUCAGCAGAGCGCGCCGGGCUCAGGGCGGGAGACUAUCUCGUGUUCGUCGGCAACAAGAAUGUGGUGACAGCUAACGAGGAAGAGGUCCGAAACCUCGUGAAAUCAGCGGGUCAGAUGUUAAACAUAGAGACAUUCAGACGGGUGCCUCCAAACGGCGUGGGCAUCCGACCGCGACUGGCGCAGGUCACCAUCCCUCCCUCGGAGUCGACCCCCCCGCCCCCGCCGCGCUCGCCCCGCGCCGCCGCCCUGGCCUCCCCCGCGGCAGCUGCUCGGCCUCCCACAGCCUGCUCCUCCACCAGCCAGUCCCUCGACAGACGCAAGCUCCAUCUGCCCCAAGUCACAUUCUCCAAAGAGCAGACGCCAGGGUUGACGACGGACGGCAGGAAGCGCGCGCUCCUCGCAGUGAUAGCCAGGGAGCAGCACUACGCCACCUGCCUGCAGUUCGGGCUCGUACGAUUCGUGUCGCCUCUCGCUGAACGAGCUGACCUCAUAGCCCCAAACGACCACCAGUUGUUGUUCCAAAAUCUUGAAGAGAUCUUCAGAUUGUCCGAAGACAUUUUAGAUCAAGUGGUGCAGGAUGACGGAGAGAUUCAGACGUCGACCGUGGUCGCCGUGUACCUUCAGAAGACACCUGUUUUCCUUAGCCUGUAUAAAAAGUACUGCCUUGGACUCAAGAGAGCUGAUUGUGUCCUGGUGAAAAAGUCAAAAGACCCGAGCGGUGCAUUCUCCCGGUUCUGCACCAGCCCGCCGAUACCUAGAAGAAGGCCGGACAUCACAUCGCUGGUGCACAAGCCGCUGGAGCAGUUCCGAGAGCUGCUGCGGCUGAUGAGGGGGGCGGCGGCUGCGGCCGGAGCCGGGCCCUAUGACCAGCUCGAGAAGAAACAGCUCCAAGUUAUUGUGGAACAGUUACAGAGCGGCUACCAAGACGUAACGGCUGGCUCAGGACUGAUGGGACUCGCCGGUGACGGCAAGCCGCUGCUGUCCGUCUCCGAUCUGGAGAGUCGACUCGUGUUCACUAGGUGUAAGCCCUUCGUACUAAGUACUGCCGGUCGUCAGUGGAUCUUUGGUGGGGAGCUGUCGAGAGUUGAAGGUCGUGCAGUUCGACCUUACUGGGCGCUGCUGUUCAGCGAUCUGCUGCUCUUCGCCACCGUGUCAAGGGACCGGGUUCUGUUCGUGACCGAGGAGCCUGUUGCCUUAGGGACCGUGUCAGAGGCACAGUUCAAUGUUAGGAAGAAAGCCACCGAGUUCCGCCUGCUGCUGGGCCGCGCGGGCGGCGAGUCCCCGCUGGUGUCGUGCUCGCCGCGCACGCCGGCGCGCACGCGCACCGUCGUGCUGCGCGCGCCCUCCAUCGACCUCAAGGCCGUGUGGCAGAGCCUGCUGCAGAGACAGAUCUACCGCGCUCACACGAUGUCGGGCACGCCGCUGGGCUCGCCGCUGGACUCCCCGGACCCGCAGCUGACCUUCUCGCUCGCCACGCUGGACUCGCAACAACGCCAGGUAUCCGCGUCCAGCAUCCAACGACACUCCAGCCUGGCCCUCCUGCCGGCCAGCUCCUAUCGCUCGCACCUCAACAUGCUCGUUGAAGAACGUCCAGAGAAAGAAGUGCGAGUUAGUUUCGACGUCCGCACGAGUUCCGACACUCCGACGCCCCAACCAGUCCGCGGCCCUCUCAGUACGGUCUGGAGAACAGCCCCAACUCCAGAAACCCCGUCCGCUAAUCUGUCGCCAGCAGAUUCGCAAACGUUCUCCUCGCACUUCGUAUCAUCGUCGAGCAUUGAGAAGAACGAUGAGCCCCACACUUCACCCAGUGCCCAAUUGACGCCAGAGGGUGGUGAAGCAUAUUCAGAGACCUCUCCGUGCAGAUGGGAAUCUUUCGAGGCAGACUUAGCUCUAGCUGACCUGGAUGUCGACCCCUCGUACAAGCACGCUGUCGAGGAGCGCAUCUUCCUCCCCGACGACCCCCUUCUGCCGCGGAUGGCUCUGCCAGAGAGGCCGACUCCGCCGACGCGACGCAGUUCAGUCGAGACCCAGACGGGGGGAGCGGGGAGCGCCACGGAAGGUGCUCGGAGCACAAGAAGCAGAGGAUCCACUCUUCAUCUGCAGAGGUGGAUGACACAACUGCCAGAAGCUGAAGAGCUGGACCCGCCAGAGCCUGACAUGGAGGUAGAUAUGAAAAUGUGGAGCGUAGAAGAAUUAAGAAAACGGUCCAGAGAACUAAAUUUGUUAGAAGUAGCUGAUCUUGUGUCAAGCCAUGAGGCUAAAGGAGCAUCUCCCGCUGAAAAGAAGGAAAACGACCGAAGCCCAUCAAAAAGCAGCAAUUCUGGAAGUCAAAUAACGGUAAGGACAAGCCCGGUGGUGGUUGACACGAUACCCGUCUGCAGACAGUGCCACAAAAAAUGUUUGUCCAAACCAAAUAGUCCCUUAGUGUCACAAAAGGAACCCCCAGUUGCACCAACAAAACCAAAAACAGAAGCAUCGCCCCAAAACUCGAACUCGAACAAAAGUUCCACCAGUCCGUGUAGUGCUCACUGUGGUAAUCGUAAGCCAAAGAACUUUUCGCAUUUAGAACGUAAGGGUGCUAUCAGGUUACGUCCAGAAGAUGGCCCUAAGGCAGCCAUGAAAGUCAUAGAUUCGAUUGAACAAAGUCAGAGAAUGCUAAAGUCGACGUCCUAUGAACUAAAAACUGAUUCACCAAUCCUAAGUAGAAGCGUCCAUUCGAAUCAUACGAAAAGUCAGUUAGAACUGAGGAAGGACCACUCAAUAAGAUCCCCAAGCCCAUCGUCAAGCAGUCGAAACAGCCCGCUAUCAACUAGCCACACUACCUGUAGUUCUAUGGUUUUUAAUUCUAGUUCUAAUGAUUUAAGGAUGUCCAGUUCAAAUAUUGCUAAUCAGGUCCAAUGCGUAAUUGCUCAAGAAAAGUACUUGAAUGAGGUCAAAUGUGUAGAAAGCAUUACUUUAACGAAAACUAAAACCACAACAUCUAGUUACCCGUCACCAGCUUCGGCAAGGAAAGAGCAAAUAACAAGACAGAAAGCUGAAAAUGUUUUAAAUAAAGUAUUGGGUAUGAACAUUAUUACUAAAAGAGAGAAUAUCGGUUCUUGUUUAAAAACGUCUUCAGUAUUUUUAGAGGAUGACUCAAUACACGAUGACGAUAAUGACUUUAAAAUAGAGAGAGGCUUGAGGCGGUCUCCUAGGAUGGGUAUUUCAGCAGUCAGUAAAAUGAACGGAGACAUAAAUAAGAAGACUGAAAGAACGGAAGAUUUAAAUGCGAAUAAUGCUAUAGACGCAGGAUCUGAUGAAGAUUUAGAAUUAGGUCCCCUUAUGCUGAUGGGUCUGUCAGCUAUCAAUCCUGCAGCUCAUUUAAUGAGAGUAGAACCUUUUAAAAGAGGCUCAGCGGCGAGCUUGAACAACCCUUGCUCUAGACCCGGUAGUCUAGGCUCAAUCAAGUCAGAGUCUCCUGUUCCUAACAUAGCUGUCGUCCCACCAACGCCUGAUUUCAAUUCCACUAAUAAGACUGAUGACCUUGUAGAUGAGUCCCCAGAUUCCCCCGACGUCCCAGACGACCUACCUUAUGUAACGCUCAAAAGAUAUGGCACAAUGUCAAGCCUGGAGAGGCUACCGUCCGACGAGACUGACGAUGGCAACGUAAGACUGACAGCUCAAGAACCAGAAGCUUCAAAAUCUUAUAACAAUCCGGAUCCAAACGAAAUUGCUGUUGCAGUGAGUGGUGCAGCAGGUGGUAUAAUGGGUUGGACGGCAAGAGCGGGGUCCUUCGUCGUUGAAAAGAUGAAUAUUUUCAGUUACACUGAAAGUGUUCCAAACACAUCCAUAGCGCACAAGCAACCAUCUUUCUUAGAAAGAUGCCUUGGAGUCAGUGAUUGGAAGUCAAAUAUUGGUACUGAAGAUGGCACUGGAGAAACUGGUGAAGGCAGUGGGGCCAGCGGUGAAGAAGCCUGGGGUACCCCAUCAUCUGGUGACCUCUCUGACAACCUGCCAGACUCUGAACACGGAACGCUAUCGGUAACUGAUACUGUAGUUAUCAAAGCGUUCAUAGCAAGUUUACAAAAGAUUUUUUUACUAAAGAGUUUUCCGAACUUCAUCAGCAUCGCCUGGAUCUUACCAAAACUAAUUGGAACUAUGUACUUAGAUGUUUCAAUGCAGCAUAAAAACUCCUUGCUUUCAAGUAUCUUUCAAGUGUUCACGAGAUUAGUUACGCAAAGAGGCUUAACGCAGCCCUUAAGAAUAUACAAAAUUGUUUUAGAAAUCAAAAGAUAUGUACUAAAAAAAAUGUGCCGUAGAAUGGAAAUUCCUUCACGAUUUCAGUCACCUACAAAGUCUUCAUCAUCCUACGCUGGUGAUGACGAUACGGAGCUGAUGAUGGACGAGCUCCUCAUGGCGCCAACAAUUACUGGACCAACGACGUUAAGACCCCUUCUUCCAAGGGAUGUUUUCAGAAGAAGACUAGAGCCUCUCCUCGAAGAAGAAGGCUCUGACAGUGGAAGCGAAGACAACAAGCCAACCCCCACCAACUCUGACGACCAGAACCAGAGGGCGGGGGUGCGGACGUCGUUCAAACUGCUGGAGGGGUGCGAGGUGGUGGCGCCGGGUGCGAUCUGAGCCCCGACCGGACGC